AUGGCGAAUACCAAAGAAGCCAAACGAGACCUGAUUCCUCACAUCACAUUUCCCAUCCCAAGCCUCAAGGACAUCCCAAGACCAGCAGACAAGGAACAACGUAUCAAGACCAUAAUCGCCAAUCUCGACAAACAUCACCAGACUGCCCGUCUGAGCAUCAUUGAAGCAGCGAAGCUCAGACUCGAAGAAGAACACCAGGCCCUGGAGCAAAAUAAAGAAGUCGAUGAUGAAGACAACAUGGACCUCUCUCCCAUAUCGCCACCAGACGGCAUAGAACUCUUCCUAUCAAACCUCCACGCACCCUACCACGAAUCCAUGGGCGACCCUUGCUACUACAAUAACAAAAAUCCAGCUCCCAUCGGUGUGAGCCCUCACAUCACUUCCGCAGAAAAGGAAAGAGAAAAAGAACAAGAAGAAAAAAUGUCCCAGGGAGUUCCACAGAAGAUUCCUCCCAUGGAAAUUCGCCUCGCGAGAGAAACUCUGGCGCAAAUCGCGCGGUAUGAUGCUCAUGCACUUCCUGCGAGGAAAUUUUAUACGGAUGCUUUGAGUAGAAGUAUGGGAGGUGGUGGAGUUGGAGGCGUUGGAGGUGGAAGAAGAGAGUCUACUAUGAUCAGUAAUAGUAGUCCGAGAAGGGUGAGUAGUACAGGUGGUGGCGGCGGUCUUGUUGCUGCUAUAGACCCAUCAUGGAGGUCGGGUUCUACUACUACUGCUACUACUACUGGAUAUACGACGAGUCGGACGGGUUCUGCCACAUUUACUCCAGGGAGGGUAGAUCCUCGUCUGGCGAAUAGAAGUGGUAGUGGGACUUUGAAUAGUCCUCUAGCGCAGAGUCCAAGUGAAAGGGAGAGUGCCAGGCCGAGUGAUCCGAGAUUGAGGGGACGAUGA
Molecule: messenger RNA, 885 nt
Organism: Sphaerulina musiva SO2202
Lineage: Eukaryota; Fungi; Ascomycota; Dothideomycetes; Mycosphaerellales; Mycosphaerellaceae
Exons: 1
Coding region: 1-885 (294 amino acids)
Source: RefSeq, a predicted model, not a curated record